Neoarius graeffei (lesser salmon catfish) is the source of this 2120-nucleotide messenger RNA. RefSeq names its product ADP-ribosyl cyclase/cyclic ADP-ribose hydrolase 1. Gene Ontology annotation, cellular component: plasma membrane. NCBI's taxonomy places the organism in Eukaryota, Metazoa, Chordata, Actinopteri, Siluriformes, Ariidae. The record is from RefSeq and is a predicted model, not a curated record. Gene Ontology annotation, molecular function: phosphorus-oxygen lyase activity; NAD+ nucleosidase activity. The transcript is spliced from 8 exons. Gene Ontology annotation, biological process: positive regulation of B cell proliferation. Bases 372 to 1250 code for a protein of 292 amino acids.
AGGGGGCGUUUACCCUAAACACAGACCGUGCUGGACCGUGAAUUUCUAAAGCGCGGACAGCUUGACCGCAGUCUUAAACGGUGGAAUGGCUAUUACUUUCUGUCACAGUCAUUGUAAAUAAUUAGAGAUCUCAGACUUCUCAAAAAAAAAAAAAAACACCACAAACAAACAAAAAAGGCUGGGAAAUGGUGCUCACAGAAAAAUGUAAUACCUUUGCUCUAAUUCACUGCAACAAAUUGGCAAACUUCCAGCACAGGGAAUUAUAAAAAGAGCACGGCGUUAUUUCAGGCAGUCAGAUGGGUAUAUCGCGUGGAAGGUCUCUCUCGGGCUGUAUUGGAUCUCCCUGGCUCCUGAGCUUGAGUUAAGUGAAAAUGGUGAGUGAACAUGUGAUAGAGCAUUCGCGCAGAAAGCGAAGAAAAAGGUUCCUCCUGAUUGGAGUCGCUGUGCUCGUAUCUGUGGCUGUUGUCGCUGUUGUUGUUGGACUGAUUGCAGCUGCGAAGAAAAGCUCGACCUCCUUGGACAGUUUCAAGAACGUCGUUAUGAAAAGAUGUGAAACAUACCUAAAAGAAAACGAACACAUGUCAAGGGAGAAUGACUGCAAAAUAAUCUGGGGGGCUUUUGAGCAGGCCUACAUCAUGAGAGAUCCGUGUGAUGUUCCUCCUGAGGCGUAUGAGCCUCUAAUAAAUUCAAUCAAACAGGAUGUUGCCUGUAAUACUAUGCUGUUCUGGAGCAAAACAAAAAUCAUGGCACAUGCAUUUACUGACAAAAGAGAUUGCCUGGUCACUGUGGAGGACACACUUCUUGGAUAUUUGUUUGAUGAUCUGACUUGGUGCAGCAAAAAUGAAAGCAAAGAAACCUUUACUACAGAUUGUCCUGGUUGGUCAGAUUGCCAAAACAACCCAGUACGAUCUUUCUGGAUUCAGGCUUCUACUAAUUUUGCCGCCACUGCUUGUGGGAAUGUGUCUGUAAUGUUAAAUGGAUCUGUGGAAGCCCCCUUCAGCCCCACAAGUUCCGUUGGUGGAAAUGACGAAAGCCAAACUAUGAAGAAAAAAUAUCAGAAAAUCACCAAGAUAAAGUUGGGAUCGCCUGUUGUGAUGGUCGCCAGGGACGAAUGGCGGACUAUUUUGGACAGCAACAAGACGACCCUAUAUCUGACAAGUGUAUUUGGAAGUGUAGAAGUGAAGAAUUUCGAUCCCAGUAAACUAGACAGUUUGUCUGCAUUGCUUGUCACCAAGGACACAGACACUUGAGAUGGUGUACUUUGGAUUAAAAUCCUCAUCCUUACACUCCUUCCAAAGGCUGUUGAUCAUCUGUCAACUUCAAUCUGACUUUUUAUAAUGCCUUUUUAUAGUCUUUUUUAUAGUGUUUUUUAUAUGGUCGGGGCUUCUUCCUUGCAUGACAGCCUUUCAGGCCAUGGUGAUGUAGAACUAUUAUUAUUAGUAGUACUUAGUUUUGUAUCUUUCACCAGUUCUUUUGUUGUUGUCUUGGAGUCCAGUUGAACCUUUCGGACCAAAAUUAGUUCCUGACUGGGAGUUAAUUUGUGCCCCUUUCAUGAAUGAUGCAGUGUUUGUGUGCUCCCAAGCUGUCUGUACUUGCAUACAGUUGUUUGUAUAGAUGCUUGCGGUGCCUUAAAUUAUUUGGAAAUUGCUCCUCACGAGGAACCAGACCUGUUGCUGGCCAGUUUUUUUUUUGUUGUUGUUUGUUUGUUUGUGUUUUUUGUUUGUUUGUUUGUUUCUUGGCUGAGAUGCCUGAAUUUUUCAUAUCAAGGGCAAAAGGCAGUGUCAUUAAAUGUAGGCCCUUUUAUAGCCAGUGUGCCACCAAUUUAUUCCAAAUGAUAACAAUUGGCCAAUCAGAAGCUUCCAGUCAGUACAUCAAUUUCUAGAAUCUUCCAGAAUGUUUAAAGAAACAGUCAACUUGGUGUAUGUAAAUAUUUGGCCCACUGCAAUUCUGAUAUAAUGAAUUAAAGCUGAAAUAAAUCUGCCUCUUAACAGUUAUUUUAAAAUUACCUCUGCUGUGAAUAAAGUAGAUGCCCUAAUGGUAUUAUUAGACAUAUGACCCUUCUAAGAAUCAGGGCUAUGAGAAUUACACUGUUAUUCUAAAGGCAUCCUUCACUCUUUUGU